Molecule: messenger RNA, 3862 nt
Organism: Pseudophryne corroboree (corroboree frog)
Lineage: Eukaryota; Metazoa; Chordata; Amphibia; Anura; Myobatrachidae
Gene: PANK3
Product: pantothenate kinase 3
Exons: 9
Coding region: 280-1494 (404 amino acids)
Biological process (GO): coenzyme A biosynthetic process
Cellular component (GO): nucleus; cytosol
Molecular function (GO): ATP binding; pantothenate kinase activity
Source: RefSeq, a predicted model, not a curated record
UCUGCUGAUUGGCUGACGUCGGCCUGGCGUGAGCUUGUUUCCUACACAGUCACCAUCAUAGCUUGAUACGAACCGCCGUCUCCACGGAUAUGAGCGCACGGACUCCCCUGUACACCGCGGAUCGGCGCUUUCACUCCCUCGCAUGCGGUAACCGACAAUAGCAACCCACAAAGCCGACUCGUCAGCUCCGCACCUGUAUCCAGAGACGUUUUCCCACAGCAGGGAGGUGAGACUGCAGCUUCCAGGCACCGUCAUGAAGAUCAAGGAUGCAAAGAAACCAUGCGAGUCUUAUGGACCCAACAGUGGACGGGUGAUGCCGACUCAAAGAGGCAUAUGGAGUUUUUGCCUUACAAGGGUGAGGAAUUGUUUGAAGAAGGCCUCUCUGACCUCGUCUCCACAGCUACGGCAGCUUUCCCUUGGUUUGGCAUGGACAUUGGUGGAACCUUAGUGAAGCUGUCUUACUUUGAACCGAUUGACAUUACAGCAGAGGAAGAGCAAGAAGAAGUUGAAAGCUUGAAGAGUAUCCGUAAAUAUCUGACUUCCAAUGUUGCCUAUGGUUCCACAGGCAUUAGGGAUGUCCAUUUGGAAUUGAAAGACUUAACUCUCUUUGGUAGAAGAGGAAACUUGCACUUCAUUCGAUUUCCCACCCACGACCUACCAAGAUUCAUUCACAUGGCCAGGGAUAAAAAUUUCUCAACAAUUCACACUGUCCUGUGUGCAACAGGCGGUGGUGCAUAUAAAUUUGAAGAAGAGUUUAGAACGAUUGGAAACCUACAGCUACACAAAGUGGAUGAACUGGAUUCUCUUGUUAAAGGCUUGUUGUACAUAGAUUCUGUUAGUUUUAAUGGACAGGCUGAGUGCUAUUAUUUUGAAAACGCUUCACACCCCGAGCAGUGCCAGAAGAUUCCCUUUAAUCUGGAUGACCCUUAUCCUUUGUUAGUUGUAAACAUUGGUUCUGGAGUCAGCAUUCUCGCAGUCCAUUCUAAGGACAGUUAUAAGAGAGUCUGUGGUACAAGUCUGGGCGGUGGAACCUUCCUCGGUCUCUGCAGUUUACUGACAGGAUGUGAAAGUUUUGAAGAGGCUCUGGAAAUGGCAUCAUCUGGCGACAGCACCAACGCAGAUAAACUAGUACGGGACAUAUAUGGAGGAGACUAUGAAAGAUUUGGCCUUCCUGGCUGGGCGGUAGCAUCAAGUUUUGGCAACAUGAUCUAUAAAGAUAAACGGGAAUCUGUUAGUAAAGAAGAUCUGGCUCGUGCUACAUUGGUAACCAUAACCAAUAACAUUGGCUCAAUCGCACGAAUGUGUGCUGUCAAUGAGAAAAUAAAUAAAGUUAUUUUUGUUGGCAAUUUUCUCCGUGUGAAUACCCUUUCUAUGAAGUUGCUUGCAUAUGCAUUGGAUUACUGGUCAAAUGGUCAGCUGAAAGCACUUUUUCUGGAACAUGAGGGAUAUUUUGGUGCUGUCGGUGCUCUCUUAGGAUUGCCCAAUUUCUCCUGAACCGUGCUGUUUUUUCAUGGUUUCUGGAAAUGCUUGUUCUUUUUGAGUUAUCCAUCCUGUUUUUAAUCAAAACACUUCAAUGGAGAACAAUACACAAACAUAAUGAUUUAUUUUUCUCUGUAAACAUGUGAGAGACCAAUUGGGUAGCUAUCUGUGUCUCCGAGACCACCAGACUAAGGAUGUUGUACAGUUCCUGCCUCCAAGCAGUAAAUUACCCUCCAUAUAGAGCCAGUAUUAUAAACAUGAGGCUAUUUGGAGCUAAUAUUUCAUCCAUAUCCAUUCGAUCCUGUAUUAUGGAUGUCAAAAAUUUCAUUUGAAUUAAAGGCAUAUGCUGUCCUUUAAAUGACUAAAUUCAUGCAGACAUUCCUUUUGUAUGGUGGAAAGUCAGAUUAUUGGUCUUUCAUCUGAAACUGAGGCAUCUUUCUGUAUUCAUGCAUUAAGGUUUGUGAUGCGUUUUUUUUGUUUGUAAAUAUAGUGUUUGUAGAAAUUUUCUAAUGCAUCAAAUAAGUACAUGUAUAUUUGCAAUGGAAUUGUUUUGCCUUAAUGUUUUACCGAUUGACCAACAUCUUAUUUCAUGGUAGUUGACACUGCUUCAAAACCACCUAUUCUGUACUAUUUCAGUCAGCAACUGAAAUACACAACGCUAUUACCGCAGAAGUGGUUGUGAUUUCUUGUAUACAAUGGGAACUAAACUUGUGACUACAUCUUUGAUCCUUGGUUAACUUGAGUCCACUAUUACAUGUGAUGUGUAAUUUUGUAUACUGUCGAGUAUUUGUAAUGGUGAAGAGAUGCCUUUUAGGCAUAUUUCUGCCUUAUUACACCACGUAAAGCCAUUGUACAUGUACGUAGAAAAUAUUCUAUAUGCUAAGCAUCAGUUUACGAAUAUAUUUUGUUUUUACUGCUGAAUAGUCAAUGGGAAGAGAGUAUACAUUACAGAAUGCGCUAAACAUAACUGCAGUACAUUUACUCAGCACCCUGGGGUUUGGGUGGGUGAUUCAGUCUAACCUCAGUACAUCCACCUAUAUUACCUGUUGCCUUAUUAUAUGCUUGUAAGUAUAGAUAGGCUGUUCUUCCCACCAACUCCUGGUUAAAAUGUAGAUUCUUCUUUUGUAUUUGUAGUGAAUGGGAGGUAAGGAGCAUACAUUGAUGUAGAGCGCAACACGUGUUAUUAUCAGAUGUGUGCUCUCCUCCCUUGCUACUCCUUAUACGGUGUUAUGUAAUAUCAAUGGAUUACAUUUCAAGCAGGAGUAUGUGAAUUAAUAUGCAAUAUGUUGUGUAAGUUCAAAAAGGUAUUUAACUGGAUAUGUGCCAUACAGAGCAAGUGUUUGCACUUACAGUGCAUUAUGGAUAGAGGAAAUUUGGCUGGCACAAAUGAUUUGCUGCUAACAAAUUAACUGUGAAUCCAAAGAUGCAUGUAAACUGGUACCUGUACAAAGGACGACAUACCUUCUUUUUUUAUUUUAUUAUUUUAUACUUCUAUACCAUUUUCAUUUAUUUAAUAAUGGAUUACACAGAAUGUAAAUAUGGUUAUACUCCUAAACGGUGUGUAUACUGCUGGAUUUUUCUCUUGCCACAAACUAUUUGCAGGCACUAGUGUGAAUAAUCCUGCACCAGUACAGGCCACUGUUUCUAGGAUCCUGGCAGUGAUCCAGUUGCAUAUAUAUGUACCAUGAUCACAAAUGCCAUUAGUGUCUGUAUACCAAGAAGCCAUGGUUUCUCAUAAGGAGCAGCUAAUGCUAAGCCACUGGCUGAACUGGGAUCACUGUUGUCUUAUUUUAAGAAUUGUGAAAUUGUUCUUGUUCACGGUAAUACCUGUCUCAAGGGUGGUUCAUUCAUUUGCUAUUUAAGAACAGGGCAAACUUCAAGCAUAUCAUUCUCAAUGCUUACCAUAAUGCAGUACAGUGCUGAUGUCCAGAAGGAUUUUUGUUUUUGGAGCAUUUAAAAAUUAUAGUACUAUAUUUGUGUCUUCAUCUGCCUACCGACCUUGAAUGGUCAACAAUUCUAAGCAAGUUUGCCAUAGCGUGGUGUAGGUAUUGAGAUAGUUCUUAAUACUGUAACAAGGGUGCAAAAACAUGGUAAUUGGCGCUAAAUUGUAUAAUUAAAAGCUUACACCAUACAGUGUAAAAAGCUUCAUAUCAGUUUCUCAAUCUUCAGCCAUUUUCUAUUGUGUGCGAAUAUUCUUUUCAAACGGUUUACAUUCAUAUUUAAAUGUUGUUUGUUGAAACCACCCCUACACACUCGCUCACUCACACACUCGCACUCUGUGAAAUGUUCUCUGUGAUUCAGCUACUUGAAUAUCAUUCCUUUUGCAAAGUCCCUUAUUUGAAUGAGACCUUAAAGCACAGAUUAAAAAAGAUUUGGGGUAUUG